CUCCCCCUAUCUUUCCCUCCGUCCAUCCCUCGUUCCAUCCCUCUCUCAGUCUCGCUCUCCCAGCUCAGGAUGACAGGCGGCAGUGGCGGUGGAUCGGCUCGUUAGUGCGCUCGGACCAGGAUAUUUCUUUUUUUUAUUUCUCAGGUGCGCUCUAAUUUGGUGAGCUCCAGGACUCGGAGGAUCAGGGGGAGGGGAGGGGGGAUUCCAUGAUGGGGUCCAGCUUAUCAUCAUCACCAUCACCCUCGGCAGCAGCGACAUCAUCAUCAUCAGCGCCCCUAGACUUUACUUUGUUCUCCGCUGCGCACCAGGAGAGCGCACUGAAAUAAAACAAUACUUACCUAAAAUAAAACUCAUCGCCUUCCGACGAGGGAAACUUUUUCUUUUUAAUUAGACUCUAAGGGGAUUUGGAAUGGAGAUCCCAACUUUUCUGCUGUCCGGUCUUGCUAUGCUCUUCUUCGGAGGGGAUAUUUUCAGCAGGGCCAUGCUGAGUGACAUUGGGGACUAUGUAGGUACAGACAUUGAAAUAUCCUGGUUACCUAACCUGGAUGAAUUAAUGAAAGGCUAUGCCAGAAAUUUUCGCCCUGGGAUAGGAGGUCCACCAGUGAAUGUGGCCAUGGCUAUUGAAGUGGCUAGCAUCGACCACAUCUCUGAAGCCAACAUGGAAUACACCAUGACCGUGUUUUUGCGGCAGAGCUGGCACGACGAUCGCCUUUCCUACAAUCACACCAACAAAACUCUGGGACUGGACAGCCGGUUUGUGGACAAGCUGUGGCUACCUGACACGUUCAUCGUUAAUGCCAAAUCUGCCUGGUUCCAUGACGUGACGGUGGAGAACAAGCUGAUCCGCCUGCAGCCCAAUGGUGUCAUUCUGUACAGCAGCCGAAUCACUUCAACGGCAGCGUGUGACAUGGAUCUAACCAAGUAUCCCAUGGAUGAACAGGAAUGUAUGCUGGACUUAGAAAGCUAUGGUUACUCCUCAGAGGACAUUGUGUAUCACUGGUCAGACAGUCAAAAGCACAUUCAUGGUUUGGACAAACUGGAGCUCUCCCAGUUCACCAUCACAGACUACCGCUUUGUCACAGAAAUUAUGAACUUCAAAUCCGCGGGACGGUUUCCAAGGCUCAGCCUUCGCUUCCAGCUGAGACGUAAUAGAGGUGUCUACAUCAUCCAGUCAUAUAUGCCUUCUAUACUGCUGGUUGCAAUGUCUUGGGUGUCCUUUUGGAUCAGCCAAUCAGCUGUUCCAGCUCGAGUAACCCUGGGAAUCACAACAGUUCUCACCAUGACUACCCUGAUGGUAAGCGCUCGCUCCUCCUUGCCUCGGGCAUCAGCCAUCAAGGCUCUGGACGUCUACUUCUGGAUCUGUUAUGUGUUUGUGUUUGCGGCCCUCAUUGAAUAUGCCUUCGCUCACUACAACGCUGACUACCGGCUCAAAGAGAAGGCCAAGGUGAAGGCAAACAAGCUCAGCUCUGAGUCCAUAGUAAAGAAUGGCAAGCAGGCUAUGGUUCUGUUUUCCCUGUCGGUUACCGGGAUGAAUCAGGGCGUCGUCAUUUCCAACCGCCAGGGCCGAACGCAGCGCUCUGGCAGUGAAAUCCCGGGGGAGGGCAGAACGGGGGAGCCCGAGCCAAGCAGGAGAAGAUCCAGGCCUACAGAGGAGAGCAAGGAGGACAAAAAGUGUUGCUCCAAGUGCGUCUGCAAGCCCAUUGACGCAGACACCAUCGACAUCUAUGCCAGGGCAGUGUUCCCUUUCACUUUCGCCGUGGUGAAUGUGAUUUACUGGGUGGCAUAUACGAUGUGAGGAAGAAGCAGCAGAGUCAGGGCUGCAAUCGGAUGCUGUACAUAGGAAACUGCUGGAGAUGUGACAUUAAAAUGCUGGCAGACUGUGCAGCUGACCUAUACUCCAGGCUUCAGUACGAAGGAAACUUCAAAUAAAAUGAAGUGUAUACUGUAAGAGCCUGAGAAUAUAGACAUAUUGUACUUAAUGGGAGUAGUUAAGAGUUUAAAAUGUUAGAAGAACAUAAAUAUAUUUCAUUAAAAAACUGCUAAGGAUGUCUAAAGGCACAUUACUUAGUUGCCUGUUGGAGGUUCACAUACAUAUUUAGAUUUGCAUCCUGUUAAAUAAACACCACUAAAACAUAUUGUCUCUCAAAUACAUUUACAGACCAUAAACGUUCCUCCAAACAGUCAUAGUUUCCCUAUCUCUCUUUCAUGAGCUGCCUGCUAUUUCAAAAACCAAAACACCUCUUAGGCAAGAGAAGGACAAGAUGAGGUGUACCGCUAUUCUGCAUGGCUGAUAAUUCAUUCCCACUCCUCCCCCACCAACACCAAGCCCCCUUUUCUCUUUCUAUCUCCCCUGUCCCUCCACCAAUUUCUUUUUUAGUUCAUUUUCACGUUUAGGACACAGUCUGGAGUGUCUUAUCUCCUCCUGCCAGUUCUGCCUGUUUCCUUGUUAUUAAAGGACAUCCAUCACUA
Messenger RNA from Girardinichthys multiradiatus, 2469 nucleotides. It is a transcript of the gene gabrd, whose product is annotated as gamma-aminobutyric acid type A receptor subunit delta. Gene Ontology annotation, biological process: regulation of membrane potential; nervous system process; monoatomic ion transmembrane transport. Gene Ontology annotation, molecular function: extracellular ligand-gated monoatomic ion channel activity; GABA-A receptor activity; neurotransmitter receptor activity. The transcript has 9 exons. Gene Ontology annotation, cellular component: synapse; membrane; neuron projection. Bases 410 to 1795 code for a protein of 461 amino acids. The record is from RefSeq and is a predicted model, not a curated record. Lineage: Eukaryota; Metazoa; Chordata; Actinopteri; Cyprinodontiformes; Goodeidae.